AUGCCACGACUGCUCUCUACAGCGCUGUCAUUGCGUCGCGACCCUCGACUGCUCAAAAUACCUCCAUACAUAUCUGCCUUCUGCAUUGCCAUUGGUGUUGUUUGGCUCCUCCUACUGCCCCUGGACGAUUACUCGAGACGAACCUACGUAUCAGAGAAUGCUCUCUUGCCUGGCCAGGUGCAUACAUACUUCGGUGGUAGUGAACAAUCCAUUUUCAGAGCAUUCAGGCAUGAGGUAGACUUGCUUGCUAGCAAGAACAACUUCGAGGUCAAUGACAAGCUGGAAUCCAUCCUGACUGGCUUUGGAGUCAAGGUUGGUCGACAAAAUUAUACCUAUCACUCUGCGGGAGAGAUAUACAGUGGGGAGAAUGUGUACGGUAUUUUGCAAGCUCCGCGAGGGGACGCAACCGAAGCCAUCGUUCUGGUGGCUGCAUGGAAAAGUAUAGAUGAGCAGCUCAAUCGUAAUGGUGUUGCGCUCGUCCUCACGUUGGCUCGCUAUUUCAAACGUUGGUCUUUAUGGUCCAAGGAUAUCAUUCUUCUUCUACCUCCAGAUAGCACAACGGGUACGCAAGCUUGGGUUGAUGCCUAUCAUGAUGCCCAUGAUUCAAAGUAUAUUGCGCCGUUACCUCUCAAGUCUGGUGCGCUGCAGGGAGCUCUUGCGAUUGACUACCCUUUUGAGCACCGGUAUCAUGAACUCCACAUCAUUUACGACGGUACGAAUGGUCAGUUGCCUAAUCUCGACCUCAUCAAUUCGAUUGUAAACAUUGCAGGCGGCCAGAUGGGCAUUGAAACUACCGUCCAGCAAAUGGCUGGCCAUACGGACAGCUACCAGGAUCGACUUCAAACGAUGCUCCGAGGUAUGCUUUAUCAAGGCCUUGGAUAUCCAACGGGACCCCAUAGCAGCUUCAUUCCGUAUCAUGUGGACGCUAUAACCUUACAGCCCGCUGGCGAAGGAUGGCACGAUGAGAUGGCAAUGGGCAGAGUUGUAGAAGGAUCUUUCAGGAGUCUCAACAACCUGUUGGAGCAUUUGCAUCAGAGCUUCUUUUUCUACCUUCUCAUGCAGAAGAAUCGCUUUGUUAGCAUAGGCACAUAUCUACCCAGUGCCAUGUUGGUUGCUGCCAACUUCACUAUUAUGGCCAUCUUUCUUUGGGUGAAGAGUGGGCAACCCAUCGCAAAGAGAGAAGCCACCGACAAGGCAAAGGUUGAGCGUAACCUUCUCUCGCCGCUUGCUCUCGUUGCGACAUGCCAUUCCAUUUCUGCCAUUCCUCUAUUCAUUUUCAACCAUCUUGGUAUUAAGACGUUACCAUUGGCCUUUUUGCUAUUUUCCGUCUCGUCCACUGCUCUUCCUGCAAUCUUCUCUUUCGUUAUUGCCUCGGUUCAGAAGCCUACUGCGCAGUUCUUUCAACUUACAAAGUCCUUCUCACUGCUGAUCCUAGGCGUAUCUCUUGCCACGCUCAGCACGCUCAAUUUCUCACUCGCUUUUCUAGUUGGACUUCUGGCAAGCCCUCUUACUUUCAUCCAACCGACCAAAAACCUGGCCACUAGCAUGGACCAGUGGUGUUACUAUGUCUGA
Trichoderma breve is the source of this 1572-nucleotide messenger RNA. Its product is annotated as gaa1-like, GPI transamidase component domain-containing protein. The coding region runs from base 1 to 1572 and encodes 523 amino acids. Gene Ontology annotation, biological process: attachment of GPI anchor to protein. Gene Ontology annotation, cellular component: GPI-anchor transamidase complex; membrane. The transcript is spliced from 7 exons. The record is from RefSeq and is a predicted model, not a curated record. NCBI's taxonomy places the organism in Eukaryota, Fungi, Ascomycota, Sordariomycetes, Hypocreales, Hypocreaceae.